This is a messenger RNA of Phoenix dactylifera (date palm), 2225 nucleotides long. Its product is annotated as arogenate dehydratase/prephenate dehydratase 1, chloroplastic-like. The record is from RefSeq and is a predicted model, not a curated record. Lineage: Eukaryota; Viridiplantae; Streptophyta; Magnoliopsida; Arecales; Arecaceae. Gene Ontology annotation, molecular function: prephenate dehydratase activity; arogenate dehydratase activity. Gene Ontology annotation, biological process: L-phenylalanine biosynthetic process. Gene Ontology annotation, cellular component: cytoplasm; chloroplast.
UCUGGGGGAAGGUUGGCGCCGACCGCCAACUCAGCAGAAAAAACGCUGCCGGGUGGAUCCCGCAAACUAUAAAUAUCAGCUCCGUCCGCUGUAUCCGCGCAUCAAAGAGGAUCCACCGCCGGGCUGCCUUCCGCCGCCGGGCUGCCUUCAGCCGCCGGGCUGCCUUCCGCCGCCGGGCUGCCUUCCGCCGCCGGGCUGCCUUCCGCCGCCUUUGUUCGCUUCUUCAUUCUCUACCCCUUCCCCACUUCGCAUUUACCGCGUCGCUAAACCCUUCCUCUCUGCCCCACUUUUUCCCACCCAAAACCAAAAACCGCCUCCUUUUUUUAUCUCCUUUUAUUCUCGCCUCUUCCUCUGAAAACUACGUGCUGCCAGCGAUCCGCCCGCCUACCUCUGCCCACCAUCCCUUCAACACCAGCCAAAACCCUUGGAAAGAUCUCUCCUUGGCUUCUUGAUCCGCAUGACGCAUCCUUGGCCGGUCUGAGGGGGGUGCAGACUGGGAGCGGGGGAGAGCGAUGGCUGUGAAGGCGAUGGGGACGUGGGUUGGGGGGUUCUGCCGGACAGGGCGGGGAGAUCUUGGAAGUAGGAGGUCUGAUGCCGUUGCGGCAGCGGGUCCGAAUUGGAGGUUGGAGGUGUCGAGAGCCGAAGGGAGGUCGGAAUGCGCGGGAGUCUGCGCGAAGCCUGUGGAGGGCGUGAAGCCUGUGGAGGAUGUGAAGCCUGUCGAAGAUGAGGACUUGUCAUCAGCGCCUCCUUCAUCAGAGGUCAAUGAAGGGGCGGGGAAUAGGGGUGCAGAGCAGCAGCCCAGGAAGUUGAACAGGGAUCUCCCAAAACCAUUAUCUUUAACUGAUCUAACUGUUUCUAGCCAUGGAUCUAAUGUGCGUGUAGCAUAUCAGGGUUCUCCGGGUGCAUUCAGUGAGGCAGCUGCCCUCAAAGCAUACCCACAGUGUGUAGCUGUGCCCUGUGAACAGUUUGAAGUUGCAUUCAAGGCUGUUGAACUUUGGCUAGUUGAUAAAGCAGUUCUUCCAAUUGAGAAUUCUGUAGGCGGAAGUAUUCAUAGGAACUAUGACUUGCUUCUCUGCCACAGGCUGCACAUUGUGGGUGAGGUGCAAAUGGCUGUUAAUCACUGCCUUAUGGCUCUGCCAGGCGUGAAAAAGGAGGAGCUAAAACGUGUUUUAAGCCACCCACAGGCGCUUGCUCAGUGUGAGAUUGCAUUGGGCAAGUUAGGUGUUAUUCGAGAAAGCAUUGAUGAUACUGCUCUCGCUGCUCAGCUUGUAGCCUCAAAUGGUCUAAAGGAUGCUGGAGCAAUUGCAAGUGCCCGAGCUGCAGAAAUAUAUGGGCUUAGGAUAGUUGAAGAAAUGAUUCAGGAUACCUCCGACAACAUUACUCGUUUUCUUAUUUUGGCCAGGGAGCCUAUAAUUCCAAGAACAGAUAGGCCCUUUAAGACAAGUGUUGUCUUCACUCUUGAAGAAGGUCCUGGAGUAUUAUUUAAAGCCUUGGCGGUCUUUGCACUAAGGAGUAUUAAUCUGACAAAGAUUGAAAGCAGGCCCCAAAGAAAGCGACCUUUAAGGGUGGUUGACGAUUCAAAUUAUGGUACUGCAAAGUACUUUGAUUAUCUUUUCUACAUUGAUUUUGAAGCAUCAAUGGCCGAGCCCCGUGCACAAAAUGCCUUGUCUCACCUGCAGGAAUUUGCAACAUUCCUUCGAGUUCUCGGCUGUUAUCCGAUGGACACAUCUCUGUAAACAUCUGGAGACUACUUUGUGGACAUAUGCCCUCUCUAUAUCGCUGUGUUGGGCCCAGACAAAGUCAAUCCGUACCCAAAUUCUUUACUGCUAGGCUUUACCCUAGAGGUUGAGCAAGGGGACUCUAGUAGCAGCUAUGAACCGCGCAAGAGCAUCCGACUGCAACAUCUUUCCUCUUUCUGAGUUCAGCUCGAGAUUUUGUGAGCGGAUCAUUCAGCUUCAUCAACACUUGUAUAAUUAUUUUUGAAACUUACUAUACCUCCUUGAUGCAGCAACCCCCCUCGAGAAGACUAAGCAGCUGAUUGGCCAAUCAUUGGCUUGAACUUGUUCACAGGACUGCUGAGAUACUUCUCAAAUUUAUCAUCUUUUUCGCUUUCCAUUCAUUUACCUUCAAUCAUAGGUAUUAUGAAAACUUAAAGAGACACUUAUAAAUGUGCUAUGACACAAGUUUCAUUAAUUUAUUAUUCUUGAACCUGCAUAUUGAAAUUC